AUGGCAACAUCUACUGAAAAAAAGCAAUCGCCAAAAAAUGGUCUCGCUCUUGUUUGGCUUGAUGAUAAUUCUGGACAAGAUCCUGAAAUAAAAACUAUAUUUCUUUCACUUUUUGAACAAGUAUUUUUCUUUACCGAUCCAACAGCAUGUCUUGAAUUAAUUGAAUCAGCUGAACCUGAACCACCAUGUAUAUCAAUUCUUAUUUCAGGUAAAUAUGGUCACAUGCUUGUUCCAACUCGUCUUCAACCAUUAAAUCAAGUUAAAGAUAUUUAUGUUUAUUGUAUGGAUAUUGUUAGACAUAAUCAAUGGGCACAGCAAUGUGAUAAAGUUCAAUGUGUAGAUUCAGAUUUUCCUAAGAUACUUAAACAUAUACAAAAUGAUAUAUUAAAACUUACGAAACAAAAUCCACAACCAAUGGAAGUUCAAAAUGAACAAGAACAAGAACAACAGGAAUAUAUUCCAAAGCCAUUAGAACGUUUUAAAGAUGAUAAUAAUAUAUAUGAUCAACUUGCACUUAAUCUUUUACUUCAAAAUUCAGAUGAUAAUAAUGAUGGAGUUGAAGAUUUUGAAAAUUAUUGUCUAAUACAUGAAGAAGAAAAUGAUAAAUUAAAAAAUUUUAAACCAGAUUUAUCUAUUAAAGAAUGGUAUAAACGAGAUUUAUCUACUAUUCAUUUAAAUUCAACUGAUAUAAUUCAAUUAUGGACACUUCGUUGGUUUAUAAGAUCAUUCUAUCGACAAAUAACUGAUGAAUGUAAUCGUUUUAUAAAAGAUACACCGAAAUUUACUGCUAAUUAUGGUACAUGGUUAACAACGGAUGAACUCGACGGAAUGAAACAUCGUAUCGGUGAUAUUAUUAUUUUUACUGAAUUUCUUAUAACACAUGCUCAUAGAGAUGCAGCAUUGAAUUCAAUAGUUGAUAAGAAGGAUGAAAAAACAAAAUAUAAAGUUAUAUUUGAAAUAAAUGUUGAUGCGGAAACAUCUCAUAUUGUUCCUUAUUGUGAAAUCGAAACUGAUCAAGUAUUAUUUUGGUUUGGAUCACGAUAUCGAAUUAUGAAAAUUGAAUUUAUUGAACAAGAAGAUCCAUAUUGGUUAAUUGGUAUGAAUAUAUGUUCCACACUUAAUAAAAAUCAAUCUAUUCAAAAUCUAUAUGAAUAUUAUUUGAAUGAUUUAAAUAAAUUAAAUAGUAUUCAUCAUGGAUUUGGUCGAAUUUUAAUGUAUAAAAGUUUAUAUUAUCAAGCAGAAAAAUGGUUUGAAAAUACGAAUCAUUAUGAAGAAUUAGCUGAAUUAGCUAUACGUCAAAAUCAUUGUGAACAAGCAAAUCAAUAUCUUGAAAAAUUACCUGAAGAUUCUCAUGAUGCUAAUUUAUUACGUGCGUAUGUUAAUAUAUUAACAUCAAAUGAUAAUAUUACAAAAGGACGCACAAUAUUAAUGAAAAUAAUAUCAGAUGCAACUGAUAAAAUUGUACGUGCACGAGCAAAUAUUGCUCUUGGUUUUAUUAGUUUAACUGUUACACAACAAAUUGAUCAAGCAUUAGAACAUUUUACAUUAGGAAAUGAUACAUUAUGUAAAAAUUUACCAGAUAUUCAUCCUGAUAUUGCAAAAUCAUUUAUUGGUAUUGGUUAUACAUAUUUUGUUAAACAUGAUAUAAAUCAAGCGGAAAAAUCUUUUCAAACAGCUUUCGAUAUACAAAAACAAUGUUUACCAUAUAAACAUUAUGAUUUUGCUAGGACUCGAAAUGGUCUUGGUCAUUGUUUAGCAAUUCAAAAACAAACAAUGAAACAAGCAUUACUAGAAUUUGGACAUGCAGUCAAUAUUUUAAUUCGUACAUUUCGUAAAGAAUAUAAAAAACAUCCAGAAGUAUUAUUAACUCGAAUUGAUAUUGAACGAGUACAAAAAGGAAAGGAAUUAGGAGCACGAAAUACAAUAUUAGAUUAUAUUUAA
Messenger RNA from Adineta steineri, 1941 nucleotides. The record is from the annotation of a GenBank genome assembly. NCBI's taxonomy places the organism in Eukaryota, Metazoa, Rotifera, Eurotatoria, Adinetida, Adinetidae.